Closterium sp. NIES-67 is the source of this 960-nucleotide messenger RNA. The record is from the annotation of a GenBank genome assembly. Lineage: Eukaryota; Viridiplantae; Streptophyta; Zygnematophyceae; Desmidiales; Closteriaceae.
CAGCACUAGCAGCAGAGAGGCAGCGGCGCAAGGUGAAGCGACACGCCACGCCUCCUGCUGCUGCUGCAGCAGCAGCGGGGCUGGACACAGCAGCAGGGGGGGCAGAGGGAGCAGGGGGGUUGAAGGUGGGGGUGAUUGGUGCUGCAGAGAUAGCUGCCGUGCAGAGGCAAGGGGGGGGCGUGGGACGAGGGAAGGCUGGUGGUGGUGAGCGUGGUGGGGUGAGUGGUGAUGUGAAGGAGGAGCAGAUGGAGGAGGAUGGGGAGGAGGAGGGGGAGGAAGCAGAGUCGAGUGACGGGGAGGAUGAUGAGGAGGAGGCAGAGCAGGCAGAGGAGGCAGUGGAGGGCGAGGGGGGAGGAGGAGGAGGGAGAGCAGCAGGAGGGGACGUGGAUGCACUUUUCCAAGGGGGGGUGUCGUCGUGGUUGGAGGAGGGUGAUGAGAAGACGAGCAGGAAAGGAGCAACAGCAGCUCGGCUGGGCUCAGAGCUGGACGCGAUUUCUGACCUGCUGCCCUCCGUUGCUGCCCAACCCGCCCCUGCCUCAAGGGCACCUACCUCUAAGACUCCUGCCGCCCCUGCCGUGCUGCCUGCUGGGAAAGGUGAAGAUGUGCCCAUGGCAGCAGCAGCAGCAGCAGAAGGUGCACGGGGCAUGGUAAAGGGGGAGCCCCUCACUCUAGCUGAUGCUGUGAAGAGGACCAAGAAAAAAAAGAAGAGCAAGGCGGAGCAAUAAAGACAGACGAAGGAUAGACAAAGGCACAAGCGUCAGACUUCAAGUGCAGCAAUAUCAAAGGCUAUGAGCUGGAGGCAUGGCCACAGUAUAGGCUUGACUUUAUUGCAUCACUUCUUUGGCUCUGGACAGAAUCCAUAACGCUCUUUUGUGCCCAAAAGUCGAGCUGUCGCGACAUGUUGGAAUCUGAUUCGUUCAAGUGAGCAUUUGAUAUUGCGGGAAAACCCUUGGGAAACAG